Helianthus annuus (common sunflower) is the source of this 3023-nucleotide messenger RNA. Its product is annotated as peroxisome biogenesis protein 6. The transcript has 16 exons. Bases 6 to 2867 code for a protein of 953 amino acids. Gene Ontology annotation, biological process: protein import into peroxisome matrix. NCBI's taxonomy places the organism in Eukaryota, Viridiplantae, Streptophyta, Magnoliopsida, Asterales, Asteraceae. Gene Ontology annotation, molecular function: ATP hydrolysis activity; ATP binding. The record is from RefSeq and is a predicted model, not a curated record. Gene Ontology annotation, cellular component: peroxisomal membrane; cytosol.
UAUGGAUGUGUUCCAUAUAUGAUUUUGGCUCACAACAAUCCAAUUUGUGUUGGAUUUUUGCAGAAUCCUCAAUGGUGGGGAGAAGGAAGCCACUGGUGCUUUCUUCUACAAAAUCACUUAUCAAUUCUGUUCUCAAUUCAUCCAAUAAACUAAACACAAACGGAAUUGAUGGUGCUCCGAUCAACAGACACUCCUCCGGUGACGUCGAUGGCGGUGAAACGACGGCGUUGCAGUUGCGUGCUGGUAUUCUCAGAUUAUCGGAUGAAAAAUUAGGGUUAUCACGCCAGAAGGCGAUUUCUCUCGAUGAAGCUGCCUUGAUUGGACUCUCUACUUCACUUCUCAAAAGGCUCUCUAUCACCUCAGGUUCACUGGUGAUUGUAAAAAAUGUGGAUUCCCAGAUACAAAGAAUCAGCCAAAUUGUGGCUCUUGAUCCUCCCAAUGUUCAUGAUGUUUCAUCAAACAAUGAACUGUUGUCAUACAAUGCUUCAAAUGCAAUGGUUGUGUUUCCUUCAGUUACUUAUCCUCUGAUUCACCAUGUCCCGUUUACUUCAGAAGUUGCAUACGUUUCUCCUCUUUUAGCGUUUAAUCUCGGUUUGCAUACCUCAUGCUUAAAACUGCUUCUUCAUCAUGGAGAAGACAAACUGGCCUCUCUGUUUGAAGUAAAAGGGGACAAUGAAUCUAAUAUCGAAACAAAUGAAGGCUUCUCUGUUAAUCUAGAUAUUAAACCUUUGACAAAAUUACCAAGGUAUGCCUCACAUUUAAGAGUAUCAUUUGUAAAAGUACCCGAAUGUGGUACCAUUGGAUCUCUCAAAGGAAAUUCAUCUAUUGAAGCUGAAGAUCGUCAACAAAAGAUCGAUAUUGCUUUAAAUGAGUACUUCACUAUUGAUAGAUAUCUUUCCAGAGGUGAUGUUUUCAGUAUCCGCGUUAACUGGAGUUGCAAAUCGGCUAUGUGCAUUGCCUGUAGCCAAAAUAAUCAAAAUUCAAGUGAUAACAAUCUAUACUUUAAGGUGGUUGCAGCGGAACCGUCAGAAGAACCCGUUCUUAGAAUCAAUCGCACAGAAACAGCCCUUGUGCUUUCUGCAAGUACUCCGUCUGCUAUUCCCCCAAAUCUUUUAGUGAAUAAGAAAAAAGGUUUUUCACCGUUACAUCAAGAUACGGUAAAAACCCUAGCCUCCAUUAUUACUCCAACUUUAUGCCCAUCAGCACUUUCAUCAAAAUUCCGGGUUGCUGUUCUAUUGUUCGGUUUACCUGGGUGUGGGAAGAGGACGGUGGUGAAGCAUGUUGCUCAUCAACUUGGGCUGCAUGUGGUUGAAUACAGUUGUCACGAUUUAGUUGCAUCCUCCGAGAGGAAAACUUCUGUCAUGUUGACUCAAGCUUUCACUGCCGCUCGUAGAUACUCGCCAACGAUUCUUCUUCUCCGUCACUUUGAUGCUUUUAGCAAUUUGAGCUCCAAUGAUGGUUCACCAAAUGAUCAAAUCGGUGUUAAUUCUGAAGUUGCAUCUGUCAUCAGGGAGUUCACCGAGCCAUUUACCCAAGAUGAAGAUGAUUACGAAGAUGAAGAUGAAGCAGAGCAUAUGAACAGCACUCGAGCCAUAUAUACUCAUCCAGUGCUGCUCGUUGCAGCUGCUGAUAAUUCCGAAGGAUUGCCACCUACAAUUAGGCGUUGUUUUAGUCAUGAAAUGAAGAUGGGACCGUUGACUGAAGACCAAAGAGUUGAACUGCUAUCUCAAUCACUUCAACGUAUUCCUGAACUGCUUCCAGAUACGUCUCCAGAGGAUCUUGCAAAAGAUAUGGUCGGACAGACAUCUGGUUUCAUGCCGAGGGAUAUUAGGGCUUUAAUUGCUGAUGCUAGUUCAAGUUUGGUUCCUACUAAUGGCAUUAGCUUUGAGAACAAAGAGUCCCAAAAGGAUAUUCAGCCUCCUAGCAAAGAAUUUAUGAGCAAAGCUUUGGAGCGAUCCAAGAAAAGAAACGCCUCUGCUCUGGGGACCCCCAAGGUCCCAAAUGUCAAAUGGGAGGAUGUUGGUGGACUAGAAGAUGUGAAAAAAUCUAUUCUGGAUACCGUUCAGCUCCCCCUUCUGCAUAAGGAUUUGUUUUCAUCCGGGCUACGUAAACGCUCCGGUGUUCUUCUUUAUGGUCCUCCUGGUACUGGGAAGACUUUGUUGGCAAAAGCUGUUGCAACCGAAUGUUCUCUUAAUUUUCUAAGUGUUAAAGGGCCUGAAUUGAUCAACAUGUACAUAGGAGAAUCGGAGAAAAAUGUAAGAGACAUAUUCCAGAAGGCCCGCGCAGCCCGCCCGUGUGUCAUCUUCUUUGAUGAGCUGGAUUCUCUAGCUCCAGCCCGAGGUGCUUCUGGUGAUUCUGGGGGAGUUAUGGACCGUGUUGUUUCUCAGAUGCUUGCAGAGAUUGAUGGCCUGAAUGAUUCUUCCCAAGAUUUGUUUAUAAUAGGAGCAAGCAACAGACCAGAUCUUAUAGAUGCAGCACUUCUAAGGCCUGGUCGGUUUGAUAAGCUACUUUAUGUUGGCGUCACUACAGACCCGUCUUAUAGAGAAAGGGUAUUGAAAGCAUUGACCCGUAAAUUUAAAUUACACGAAGACGUAUCUCUUUAUUCAAUAGCCAAGAAAUGUCCACCAAACUUUACGGGCGCAGACAUGUAUGCAUUGUGUGCAGACGCUUGGUUCCAUGCUGCAAAGCGCAAGGUUUUAGCCGCCGAUGCAGAUCCAACUAACAUGAAGGAUGACGUUGAUUCUGUGGUGGUUGAAUAUGAAGAUUUUGUGACGGUAUUGAGAGAGCUCUCCCCCUCACUUUCUCUAGCAGAGCUUAAAAAAUAUGAGAUGUUGCGAGAUCAAUUUGAAGGAGCUUCUUCAAAAUAAUUUUUAUAUGUCGCGUAUUUUGUGCAAAUGUAAAAAGAAAAAGAAGGUUAGACAUUGUUGUGAAUAACUUAUUUAAAAAGAAUCAAGACAAUUACAAUGAUAAUAAAUUUUUGUUUAACUUCAAGAAAAAGAAGGUUAGACAUUGUUGUGAAUAAA